CGUAAGCUUUAUUUGUUUGUGUUUUGGCGUGUUUGUUCCUUGUUUCUCUUUGUACAAUGAAGACACGCUCUUUCGCUCUGCUGCCGUUGCUGGUGCUAUGCUUCAUGACAAUGCAAGUCGAGUGGUCGCAGGCCGUUCCUUGUGGUCCAGGAGACAUAUGCGACUGCACAGGAACGACCGCUGCCUGUGGAGACAAGGGUCUGACAACAAUCCCAACUGCCAUCCCUGCAAACACGACAUAUUUAUCUCUCUACGGAAACCUACUCACCAGCCUUGACUCAAACGCAUUCGCUCACCUACCCGCGCUGGCAGUCAUUGCGGUGAGCUACAACCAAAUCACUAGCAUUGCCGCAGACGCGUUCGCCGGGCUGAGCCAGCUGACUCAGAUAAUAAUGCACUACAACAAGCUGGUCAGCAUUCCUACAGAUGCACUUGCGGGACUGACUUUGCUUUCCAACCUGAAUCUGGCCUCCAAUUUGAUCACCAGCAUUUCGGCAAACGCAUUCGCUGGAAUGGUUGCGUUGGCAGAUCUGGCUGUUGGCGGCAAUCAAAUCACAAGCAUUCUGCCUGGUGCUUUUGCAACCUUAACUGCACUGACAAAACUGCAGGUGAACAGCAAUCGCCUGACCAGCGUUCCAGCGGAUGCCUUCAUCGGACUCACAAGUCUACAACACCUCACCUUCAACAUUAACCAGAUCACCAGUAUUUCCGCCAAUGCGUUCCCAGGACUGACUUCGCUGCUGACGUUAUUCCUUAACAACAAUGCAAUCACGAGCGUUUCCGGCCGUGCUUUCGAAGGGCUGACGGCACUGACCUACUUAACCCUGGAGCGAAACCAGAUUGCGAGCAUUCCACGAGCUGGAUUCACAGGGCUUCCCGCUAUUCGGAUCUUAACGUUGAAUGAGAAUCAGAUCACAAGUCUUCCGCCCAACGCUUUCACUGCCAUGACUACUCUGACCUCCCUGCCUUUGAAUGCGAAUCCGAUGACAACCCUGCCGCCUGGCUUGUUCAAGGGCUUGAAAAACGGUCUCAUCCUCAGUAGCUCCAACGCUAAACUCGCGCCGAACAACUUUAGCUUUGCUGAAAACACUGUUGCUCCGCCAAGCACUUAUGGUACUGCGACCCAGCCAUUCCAGUGCGACACAGCCUGUGCCACCUGCUACGCCGCCGGAAACAGCUCGUGCUGUGGAGCGAAUUGUCUGACCUGCAGCUCGGUCGAUGCAUGCACUCAGUGCUAUGACGGUUAUGAAAUGGCGAGUGGAUACUGUGUUGCGUCGGCGAGCACGAACGCCUCAGACGCUUCAAUUGCGUCGGUUGCGUCAACCGCAUCGGCAUCUGUCGCGUCGCUUGUUUCAGUCACAUCCGCCUUGUCUGCUUCGGCGGCAUCCACCGCUUCUGCGUCCGUUGCGUCUGUUGUGUCUGUUGUGUCUGAUGCGUCUGUUGCGUCUGAUGCGUCUGUCGCGUCUGUUGCGUCUAUUGCAUCUGAUGCGUCUGUCGCGUCUGUUGCAUCUGAUGCGUCUGUUGCAUCUGAUGCGUCGCUUGCUUCAGCCACUUUUGCUUUGUCCGCAUCGAUCGCAACUGCAUCGGUGGCGUCGAUUGCCUCUGAUGCGUCUGCUAGUGUUGCUUCUACGAUCGCGGCAUCGAUUGCCUCCGAAGCGUCUGCAGUCUCUGCCCUUGCGGCAUCCGCCUCGUCGGCAUCUCUUGCGUCGAUCGAGUCUCGUGCAUCUGCAUCUGCCGCAACCGCUUCGUCCGCGUGGCAGACAUCCGCAGCGUCGGCAGCCUCUCACAGACCGAACAACAGCAGCGAUGCCGCUUCAUCGUUGCCAAUCAUCGUUGGCGUCGUUGUCGGCUUGGCUCUUCUGUUGCUGCUGGUCCUAGUUGUGGCUCUGCGACGCCGUCACGUAUCAAAGGCAACCUCCGAUGGUGCCGGCACGCUCCUCAAGGGGCCGACUGAAUCGGAUCCUGUCCAUCAUGCAAGCUUGCCAGCAACGACCAUGCUCAACCCGACCUAUGAGGUCAUUGCCGAGAAAGCGAAUCAAGGCUUGUACGAAGAGGUCGGAACGGCCACGCGAGCUCCGGCUGGUUCCGCAGGACUCGUGUACGCUGAGACAUCGGCGGCUGCAUCCACAAUCCGCUCCCACGCGCCCGCCUCCACCAGCACAACCUACGCAACGGUGAUUAGCACGGCCGAGGGUCCGUUAGACGCCACCUAUGCAUCUGUGUCUGCAGUGUCUGGCGAGGUGAGCCUGAAUGAACUGGGAACUGCUGCUGCCUCCAACCCGUAUGCCGAAUCAACGUACAGCGAGCCCAUUGAUGCCCAACAUGCUUCUGUCGAGUAUGCCGAUCCUUCACUGCCAAGCCCUUCGACUGUUCGUGUGGCGAACUCGACCCCAGCCACCACGUACUCGACGAUAGCCGGAGCACCGUCGUCUGCUGCCAGCGGUGAUUACGAAUCGCUUGCCAAUUGAUGUUUUCAGAUGGUUGUCCUCCUUUGUGUUUCUGCUUUGUCUAUGGGUCUUUCAUUGUGUUGUCUUUGUCUUUGUAUCAGCGGUCGAUCUUGGUUUUGUGACCGUUUCAAGUUCCUUCUGUUGCAACAUCGUUGUUUUUUUGUUGCGAUUGUUUCUGUUGCAACUUCAC
Molecule: messenger RNA, 2637 nt
Organism: Capsaspora owczarzaki ATCC 30864
Lineage: Eukaryota; Filasterea; Ministeriida; Capsasporidae
Exons: 14
Coding region: 57-2468 (803 amino acids)
Molecular function (GO): protein binding
Source: RefSeq, a predicted model, not a curated record